AUGAAGCGUCUAACAAAAACACAUGAUAUCACUCCUGAUAUACCAUUUUUGUUGCAUGUAGAUCGCAAUGUAUUUCCUCGUGAUCUUCAUCUGUCGAAUAAAUAUGCGAACGAUUCAUUUUCAAGUGUUGCCAAUCUUUUCAUAACCGACAGGAAGUAUUUUGAUCCUGAAUUUCUUCCUGCACUUUCGAGUAUUACACAAAGUAAAGAAGAAACAUCGUUCAAUGAUUUUGAAUAUGGAUCCAAUGUAACACGAUGGCUACGUCCUGAACAAAUUCGCUGGUCUAAGGAAAGUCAACAGUAUCCAUUAUCUAUAUUUAAUGAUCCGCAUUCGAAAGACAUCAUUCAGGGUCGUCUUGGUGACUGUUGGUUGAUCUCUGCAUUAGCACUAAUCGCUGAUAUACCAGAAAUAUUAUAUAAAAUUAUGAUUACAAAACAAUAUAAUCCGGCAGGACUUUACAAAAUUCGUUUGUGUAACCGAGGAAUUUGGCGAACUAUUACGAUUGAUGAUCUGUUGCCUGUCUCAGAAUUCGAUACACUUGCGUUUACGCGAAGUCUGAAAAAGCAGUUGUUCGCUUCAUUGAUCGAGAAAGCAUUGGCGAAAAUGUAUGGAAGUUACAAAGCGCUUGAAUCUGGACGAUGCGUAGAAGGUUUGCAGAUAUUAACCGGUGAACCGUGUGAAGUAUUUUCAUUGCACUGCGUUGAGUCGAAAAAGAAGGCAAAUAUUGAUAGUUUAUGGACAAAUAUCGUUCAAUCACGGACGAAAGGUCUAGAACCAGAUCAUGCGUACAGUAUCCUUGAUGUACGACAAGUUGUUUCUCGAAGAUUUGUUCGAUUGCGUAACCCGUGGGGUACGAAAGAACGACUUUUUAGAUCGGCGGACAAUGAUGGUGUGUUCUGGAUGCCUUGGGAAGCCAUGUCUUUGUUCUUCAGUGAGAUUACCAUUUGUAAAAUCAAUGCAAUAACAUCAGCGUACAACCUGCAUUGUCCAUACGAAACUGAACUUAAUAUUGAAUUGUUCAAUCCUGUUAACACCAUAACCGAUAAUCGGUCAAAUGAUCCGGCUAUUGAUCUGUUCUUGAUUGUACUUUGUUCCGAUGGUGCUUGUAAACAAUACAAGCAUAGUCUUGAUUACUAUGUAACCCUAUCGAUAGCAGUACCUUCUGGUCAAUACGUAAUACUCGCUGGAUCAAUGUCCGUAGUUAACUACUCGAUAUAUUCAAAAUUUAAUUUGGUUGUACAUGCCGAUCAACCGUUUGUUCUUAAAGAACAACCAGCAUCCUAUGAAUUGGUUGCAAAUGCAUUCCAUGCAGUUGCCCUUCAAUCUAAUAAUCGAAAAAUGUUUGGAGAUGGUGUAUCGAUUCUGACAUUCGGCGACAAUGGAUGCUUUGGUUUUAUUUGUGAAAAUCGAUCAAAUCGGGCAAUUCGUUUUGCUAGCGAUUUUCAUGGCUCCAUCAAUGUUCUACCUUCGAGGAAAACGUUUCGAACGAAUGAUAUAAUUCCAGCUCGAACUAAGCAACUUUUUGCAAUAUACACACGAAAGGUGAUGUCUGACGAUGUUAAUAUUGUCUACCAAGUAGAGUAUAACUCGUUGAACACAGCGACACCUGUUGUUGAUCAUACUUGCGCAAGAAACAACCCGCCUAUAUCUGUUGAAGCGUUUGGUCUUCAUGUACCGAUACCUAUUUACUGA
Molecule: messenger RNA, 1692 nt
Organism: Adineta ricciae
Lineage: Eukaryota; Metazoa; Rotifera; Eurotatoria; Adinetida; Adinetidae
Source: the annotation of a GenBank genome assembly